Tachysurus fulvidraco (yellow catfish) is the source of this 1282-nucleotide messenger RNA. RefSeq names its product outer mitochondrial membrane lipid metabolism regulator OPA3 (gene opa3). Gene Ontology annotation, cellular component: mitochondrion. Gene Ontology annotation, biological process: regulation of lipid metabolic process. Bases 158 to 631 code for a protein of 157 amino acids. The transcript is spliced from 3 exons. Lineage: Eukaryota; Metazoa; Chordata; Actinopteri; Siluriformes; Bagridae. The record is from RefSeq and is a predicted model, not a curated record.
UCCUCCAGAUUAAAACUGCAGUCUGCAUGUCUUCCUUUUAGGAAAACAGCAGACGAUUCCUCUUUACUGGAGAGAUAUUAUUCAGUAGUUUUAUGUCCUGCCCACUGCUGCUGCUGCACUGCUCUCAAACUCCACCCAGUGACGCACUUCCGCCAAGAUGGUAGUAGGCGCUUUCCCUAUUGCAAAGCUGCUCUAUUUGGGCGUUCGUCAGCUCAGCAAACCAGUGGCCAACAGAAUUAAAGCAGGAGCGAGGAGAAGUGAAUUCUUCAAGAAUUACAUAUGUCGUCCUCCGGCAAAUGCAUACCACUGGAUCGAGAUGAAAACGAAGAUGAGGAUAAUGGGCUUUCGUGGCUCUGCCAUCAAACCACUUAACGAGGAUGCGGCUGCAGAGCUGGGAGCCGAACUGCUCGGCGAGGCCAUCAUCUUUAUCAUCGGCGGCGGCUGCCUCGUACUCGAGUACAGCAGGCAGGCGGCAAACAGCCGGAGAAAGGAAGAGGAGCUGAAUGUCACGAUCAGCAGCCUGCAGACACAAAUCGGAGAGCUUGCCCUGACCACAGAAACUUUAGACGCUCAGCUUCGUGAGGUCAACAGGCUUCUACUGUCCUUGCCGUCUGCCCCGAGUGGCAAAUAACAACCAUAAACAUUAACACGUGGCUUUGAGUGUAACAGACAGACUAAAUCUGUAUGUGUGAUGUCCUACAAUACAAAGAAGCAACAACAUGAUAUAUAAUGACACUUAAUUAAAAUCCUUCCACACACACACAACCUGUCAUCAACAUUUAAGAGGGCAACAGAACCUGUGAUUUAGUACGUCUUCAUUUUGUGGCUUGGUUCAGUAUUGCAUAUAUGGAGAGCAAAUGAUUCAUAUAUCACACUCACCAGAAACAUUUCAUUAGAAAACUGAGUUUGAUUUGAUGGCUGUAGCUUGUUUAAGGUCAUUUCAAAUAAGCUAAUUCUUUGCUGAAUCCGGUUAUUUAAUAUCGACUGUUUGCUGCUCACAGUGAGGGAACUUAAAGUGCAGUUCCUUUGGUUGGGUUAGCGAUGCUAUUUUUUUGCACUCAGCUAUUCCAUUGAAAUGAGUCUGAUGUGUUCGAGCGAUGCAAAGGAGACUGCAAAUAGGCUAGGGAUCAUUUUAUUAAUGAUAAAUUUGACAAAAUUGACUCAAAUUUGUGAUAACAAACCUCAUGCCUGUGUAGUGCUACCGUUUGUUUUGAAGAACGGAUGGAACGUGCAGUGCGAGAAGUGUAUAUUGAUUAUUGUAAAAUAAAAUAAAUGUACUAUA